Prorocentrum cordatum is the source of this 339-nucleotide messenger RNA. NCBI's taxonomy places the organism in Eukaryota, Dinophyceae, Prorocentrales, Prorocentraceae. The record is from the annotation of a GenBank genome assembly.
AUGCGAAUGCCCGCCGCGCCCAACCCUACAACCCCUCACUAUAUACAUAUAGCGACUGCCCAAGAGAGCCCCAGGACGGCCCAAGAGACGCUCAAGACGGCCCAAACGGGCCCCCAAAGGCGCCCAAGAGAAGCCCAAGAUUGGGAAAUCCAGCCCCCUUGCGCUGGCGAGAAGACGAAGACGCUGUGCAUGCCGCAGCUGCAGCGCGUGAGACAAAUGGCACUGAUGGAGGAGAAGAUGGCUGAGUUGAAAGCCAAUGCGAGCGCUGGCUGCCCGCCAGAGGUGUUUCAAGCUGCGCGCGUGAUCCUUCAGGGCGGAGUGAACCUCUUGAGCAAGUGA